Messenger RNA from Perca fluviatilis (European perch), 2802 nucleotides. RefSeq names its product store-operated calcium entry regulator STIMATE-like. Gene Ontology annotation, biological process: activation of store-operated calcium channel activity. The record is from RefSeq and is a predicted model, not a curated record. NCBI's taxonomy places the organism in Eukaryota, Metazoa, Chordata, Actinopteri, Perciformes, Percidae. Gene Ontology annotation, molecular function: calcium channel regulator activity. Gene Ontology annotation, cellular component: cortical endoplasmic reticulum; membrane.
AUGUCACCAGCCAGCAAAAGUGAAGAAGAAGAAAGCGUCCCCGAUAAAGGAGGAGGACCUGAAAGAGCCGCAAGUAAGCUGGGACUGAAGGGUGGGGUCAAGAGUAAGACCUAUGAGGUCAUGGUGGAGUGUGGUGUGGAGGUGUACAGUAUGAAGUGGAUGCACUGUGGCGAUCUCAACCGCUACACCGUCAUUACCUCAAAACAGAACAAACAAACACAUCUCCCAGAAAUCUUCUUUGAAAUUGAAUACCCAAGACCGCCUUCAUCACUAACUUCAGCAAGAGUGAUCUGUAUUAAAAUCCCACUAUCUUUGUUGUGCGCUCUUUCCUCCACAGUAAAACGCUUCAGGGAGCCAAAACAUGAGAGGAGACCCUGGAGGAUCUGGUUUCUGGACACCUCAAAACAGGCCAUUGGGAUGCUGUUUAUCCACUUUGCUAAUGUCUACUUGUCUGACCUCACAGAGGAGGAUCCUUGUUCACUAUAUCUCAUCAACUUCCUGUUGGAUGCUUCUCUGGGCAUGUUGCUGAUCUAUGCUGGGGUGAGAGCUGUCAGUGCUAUUGUAGAGUGGAGGCAGUGGGACUCUCUGCGUUUUGGAGAAUAUGGUGAGCCAGUGCAGUGCACAGCGUGGUUGGGCCAGUGUAUCCUCUACAUCCUCAUCAUGAUGUUUGAGAAAGUCCUUAUCAUGCUGGUCCUCCUCACCCAGUGGAAGAAGCUGGCUCUCCUCAACCCCAUAGAGAAUCCUGACCUGGAACUGGCUAUUGUCAUGCUCAUCGUUCCAUUCUUCAUCAACGCCCUCAUGUUCUGGGUGGUAGAUAAUUUCCUAAUGAAGAAGCACAGGACAAAAGCAAAACUGGAGGAGAGAGAGGAGGACUCACGAGGGAACGGCAAGGUGCGCUACAGACGAGCUCUGUCCCAUGAUGACUCAGAGUCGGAGAUCCUUUUCUCGGCAGACGAUGAAAUGGAUGAUUCGGAUGAAGACGAUGUUCGCCGGCUCACUGGCCUGAAGACGGUUAAGAAGAAGAAGCUUCGCAUGGGGAUCCCUGUUUGAGCUGUGUGCAUACCUAAACUGUUAGGAUCACAGUUACAUCCCCCCCCCCCCCGUACCUCCACAGACUCUGUCAGCCUUAGGAGUUGACACAAUCUUUUCAAACAUAGGAUGCUCUUUGAUGACAGAAGACUAUACUGUAAUUGAAUUCCCUUCACUGUUGACUCCUGGAGGACUUCUGCAUAAACUGUCUAACUUGGGAUAUAAUUUAACCCACUGGGAAAUAUGUAUGCAGGUACUUUGGAUCACUGUUGCAUUUGGACAUGGCACUCCUGGGAACAGUGUUGUGUUUAAAGACUUUUUUGGAAAAACAGAAUCCCAUCAUGAACAUCUAUAUCAUUAAAUCCUUAAGUACUUACACUAGGAUAACGUUAACACUGGUUUGAUACAGUUUGGACUUCAGUGGCAGUGUGUAAUAUGGGUGUAGUGGUCCAGCAUCAGGUUGGUUGGACACAACCGAAGCAAACAAAAGUGAGUUUGUUACAUUUUAUAGUCUAACAUGUCUGCUAAAGUGAUUGUAUUCCUGAUGUAGAUUCUAUGUAAACUUUGUCCUUUGUUUUCUCAUAUAGAUGUACCACCAUGGCCUGUGAUGCGUGUGUGUGAGGGUGUGUACAGUUGGACACAGCUCUUAUUUAGAGAAGCAUUACAUCAGUGUUUGAAUCACUGUAUUGAUGCAACUCUUAACUCUUUCCAGCCCAGUUGCACACUUAACUACUGCAUAUCUUGUAUGUAAUGUUACUCUUGUCAAAGGGAGCACAUUAAUGCUUGCAGCAAGCAUUCAUUUUUAGUCCUUUCAACUGUUAAACCUGUAUGACUGCAAGUACCACACUGCAACAUCCCUCUGAUAUCAGCUUAGCAUGUGUUGUCUGUCUGUAGACACAAUACUACAGUCUCUGUUUGUUUGUGGCUGUUUAACUGGUGUGCUCUGACUGUGUUCUUUGUCUUUGAAUGUCUUUCCUCUCAUUUUAAGUUGUCUGGUUUGUUUAUAUAGUUUUAAGUGUUGUUGUUUUUUCGGGCCAAAAAGGUGACUAUGCUUGUUCCAAAAGUGUUCUUUAUUCUUUAACUCCAACAGGGAGAGUAGAUAUGGGAACCAUUUCUCGCACAAUUUCCCAUUUAUCACAGCUUUCACCUAUCCUUUUGUGUUUGUUUUUUGUUACUAUAAUGUGCCUGAGUGAAAUUACCAGCAGGUGUAUUUGUUUGUUUAUUUUUUGUUGUUUUGAUUUAUUUUUUUUGACUGUUUUAUCUAGAGCUCCAGAUGUUCAGGCAUGAAGCAGCAUUCAGCGGGCUCUGAUGUUAAGAAUGUGACAUGCAUAGACCUCUAAACUGUUAAGUGACUGUGGACCAGACAGUCGGGAUAAAGUGUGUGCGAGUGUGUGUGUGUGCGUGCGUGCGUGCCAGUGUAUAUAUACAGUGUACCUGCAUGUACUGGCAUGUGCCGGAUGCAUGUGUUCAAGUGUGCAUUGGUGUGACUGCUGGUCCUCUUUAAAGUAAAUGGAGAGUGACAUACUGUGACAAACCUGAUGAUGGUAAUGAUUUCAUUAUAAUGUUUUUGGCAUGUUGGAAAGGAAUAAAUAACAUUGUGCAUUUUGAAGGAAGAAAGUACAGCAUCUUCCAGCAGUUAUGGUAACUCAGCUCAGCCAGGACAAAGAAGGCUCUUAGUAUUUUGCAAAGGGAAUGGAGGUAUAUUAUCAUUCUAAAAGCUUUCCAAUAAAGGAUGUGAUACACUAUCUUGAUAGCUGAUUAAGUUCUACAACA